UAUAACUCUGUGCUGUUGAUGAGGCGUGGUCCUAUUUGUCCUUUCUGUUGACAGCAUGCAAGACGACAGUUUAGAAACUUCUACUUCAAUAUCUCAACUUCUGAGAGAGAGUUAUUUAGCUGACACUAAACAUCAAGGGAACAGUGAAAGAAGUAGAUCAGAACCAUCUCCACACACUAUCCAUUAUGGCAAUACUUCUGGGAAUUCAGAUGAGGUAACUGCCCAAGAUGACCUUCCAGAUCUCUCUGCCUUUCUGAGCCAAGAAGAGUUAGAUGAAAGUGUAAAUCUGGCAAGACAAGCAAUUGAUCAGAAUCCACCUGAAAGUAAGCAGGAUGAACAACUGACAUAUUAUCCCUCUGAUCAGCUGAAAAACUCUGUGAGAAAAGUUUCAAAUAAACAAGUGGCCCAGUCUACAGCUUUGCCAACUUCAGACAAUGCUCUGCACUCAAACUUCUGUCAUGAUCAUGUCAGUGGUUCCAAGAAGAGCUCUCAGGAUCUAAAGAAACAACAGCUUCCUUCUGAAGCUGAAUCAAAGAAAGAAUUCCUAAAUAAGGCAGCAGAUUUUAUUGAAGAGCUUUCCUCACUUUUCAAAGCACAUAAUUCAGAAAGAAUAAGACCUAGAACAUGCAAAAACUACAGGAGCAAACUUGAUUCUAAAAACAAGGAUGCUCAAAAAGGUAGCUCUAGUUUCCCAACUCUAUCAGAAAACAGAGAGAGACUUUCUAUUCCAACACCUGAAGACUCUGACAAUAACUCAGAGCAUGCACUUGAAAAAACAGAUGAUCAACAAGAGGCAAACUCUGAAGCUAUGAAUCAAUUGGCAAACACGGAGUCAGCACCUACAUCCUUCUAUUCUGAUGAGCCUAUUGGACAACCACCACGCUUUACUCAGAAACUGAAGAGCAGGGAAGUUCCUGAAGGAACCAAAGUGCAAUUGGACUGCAUUGUAGUAGGAAUUCCAGCACCUGAAGUCAGGUGGUACUGUGAGGGAAAGGAGCUUGAAAACUCACCAGACAUUCAAAUUGUUCAGUCAGGGGAUCAGCACUCAUUGGUUAUUGUUGACGCUUUUGAAGAGGACACAGGACGUUAUUCUUGCUUUGCUUCAAACAUCUAUGGGACAGACUCAACUUCUGCAGAGAUUUACAUAGAAGGUGCCUCUUCAUCUGAAUCUGAAGGUGAAAUUAGCAAAGAGGAAAUGGAUCAGGUCCAGAAACCAACUGAUGUGUCUUCGAAUGUGCCAUCUCCUGUUAUGAAUGCUACCACUACCCAUCAAGAGCCACCUAAAGUGCCAUCUCCAGUGGUUCGGCCUGUGUCAAUACCUGUUCAGCAGGUUCAAAGCCCUACUAACUAUUUGCAAGGAUUGGAUGGAAGACCCAUAAUAGCUGCUCCUGUAUUCACAAAGAUGCUGCAAGACAUUUCAGCUUCUGAGGGUCAACUGGUAGUUUUUGAAUGCCGUGUAAAAGGAGCUCCUUCUCCAAAGGUUGAAUGGUACAGAGAAGGGACGCUGAUAGAAGAUUCUCCCGAUUUUAGAAUCUUACAGAAAAAACCUCGCUCUAUGGCCGAACCAGAGGAGAUUUGUACUUUGGUAAUUGCUGAGGUGUUUUCAGAAGAUUCUGGGAGUUUCACAUGCACUGCAAGCAAUAAAUAUGGCACAGUCUCUAGCAUCACUCAUCUAACAGUUAAAGGGCCUGAAGACAACAGUAAUACUGCUACCCUUCAUACAAUGAGCUCAAUCAAUUUAAUUGCAACUGAACAACAACCUUCCCUACACAACCCUUCACUCCCCAUGGUGGACCAGCCCCCAAAGCCUAAACUGGAAGGGGUUCUUGUCAAUCACAAUGAACCCAGGUCAAGUUCCAAGAUAGGCCUCCGGGUACACUUUAAACUGCCUGAAGAUGAUAAAGGAAGUGAAACAUCAUCUGAGGAUGGAGUUGGGUCUACAAACCAAAUCAGACCUGGCUACUUCCAAGACAGGACUAAUGGUCAGUCAAUAAAGAUACCAGAACCCACCUCACCUUCCAAAGAGCCUCCUCCAGUACUGGCCAAACCAAAACUAGAUGCCACCCAGUUACAACAGCUCCAUAACCAGGUCUUGCUGGAACAGCAGCAGUUACAUCAUUCAUCUUUUACAUCUCCAAGGGAGUUGCCAUUCAACACAGGAACAUUGAACUCUGCUACUUCAGUCAACCAGAAGCCUUCAUCAACGUUGUACAAGCAGGCCAAAGUUUCUCCUUCACAGACAUUCAGUUAUACCCGACCUAAACAGUUCCUUGCAUCCCAGAACAUCACACCACCUAUCAACUCCCCUUCCAGCUCCCCAGUGCCUGCAUUCAGCAAUGUGUCUCAAGGAAUCCAGAGAGAAAAUGACAAAGAGAAUCUCAUGGGACCUCCUCAGCCAGUCCAAUCAAGGUCUCCAGGAGGGUUUACAAAUAAAACUGAAUCAUCUCCAGUAAGCCCCAAAGAAUCAGUGUCGCCUCCAUUAUUGCUCUCUAUAUCCAACAUGAACCAAUUUCAGCCCCUGAGUGUAAUUCCAAAUCCUCUCUCUCCAACCAGCCGUAUUCAGAACCCAGUUGCCUUUCUCAGCUCAGUCCUGCCUUCACUUCCAUCUACACCACCAACCAAUGCUAUGGGUCUGCCUAGGAGUGCACCAGCUGCAUCGACUCAGGGACUACCCAAGAAAAAUCUAAAACCUCUGCAGUUAGCAACAGAUGAUUAUAUCAGAGACAAUAAAGCAGCAGUUGUUAAAGAUCUGGAGAGAAAGCUGCAUUUCAAAGAGGACUUUAAUCAACAUAGUAUUCAGCAGGAGUACAAGAUUUCACACUUUGAGCAGAGACUGAUGAAUGAAAUAGAGUUUCGUCUUGAACGCACCCCAGUGGAUGAAUCAGAUGAUGAAAUCCAACAUGAUGAAAUCCCUACAGGCAAGUGCAUAGCACCAAUCUUUGACAAGAGGCUCAAGCAUUUCCGGGUCAUGGAAGGAUCUCCUGUUACAUUCACCUGCAAAAUUGUUGGAAUACCAGUGCCCAAGGUAUAUUGGUUCAAGGAUGGAAAGCAGAUUUCAAAGAAGAAUAACCAUUUCAAGAUGAAGAGAGAAGGAGAUGGAACAUGUUCUUUACAUAUUGAAGAUACUACAAAUGAUGACGAUGGAAACUAUACAAUUAUGGCUGCCAAUCCACAAGGGAGAAUCAGUUGCUCUGGCCACUUGAUGGUUCAAACUAUUCCCGUACGUGGACGAUUAUCAACAACUAUUCAGUCUCACAGGACUAGGUCCCGAGUGCCAGAAGGAGAUAAAGAACCGAUGCAAGAACGCUUUUUCCGGCCCUAUUUUCUACAAGCACCUGGAGAUAUGGUAGCUCAUGAAGGGCGACUUUGUAGACUGGACUGUAAGGUGAGUGGGUUACCAACUCCAGACCUGAUGUGGCUCCUGAAUGGCAAACCUGUGUUACCAGAUGCCACCCACAAGAUGCUGGUCAGAGAGAAUGGAAUUCACUCUUUGCUUAUUGAUCCCCUUACACAAAAGGAUGCAGGAACUUACAUGUGCAUUGCAACCAACAGAACAGGACAAAACUCAUUUAGCUUGGAGCUUACUGUUGUAGCAAAGGAAGUCAAAAAAGCCCCAGUAUUCUUGGAGAAGCUUCAGAAUUGUGGGGUCCCUGAAGGGCACCCAGUCAGAUUAGAAGGCAGAGUGAUUGGAAUGCCACCGCCAGUGUUUUACUGGAAGAAGGAUAAUGAAACCAUCCCAGCACACAGAGAAAGGAUGAGCAUGCAUCAAGAUACAACAGGAUAUGUUUGCCUUUUGAUUCAGCCUGCCAAGAAAGCAGAUGCUGGUUGGUAUACUUUGUCUGCUAAAAAUGAAGCUGGUAUUGUGUCGUGCACUGCUAGACUUGACAUAUAUGCACAAUGGCACCAACAGAUCCCACAGCCAAUAAAGUAUCGACCAGGAGGCAACCGGUAUACAAACCUCGCUGGACAAGGACUUGACAUUUUUUCUGCCUUCCCAGCUGUUGAAAGCCCAAUGCUGUUUUCAUCCCCAUCUCAGAAUGUGGUGGAAAGUGAAGAACUUUAAAAACCUAUGGUUCCAAUUAUGCCUGCAGACAUACGAGAACUGUGAAAAAACAUAGAUGGUACAAGCCAACAUCUCCAGGGUUUACAAGCAACUUGUUUUUAGUGAGUGUACUGCUGCUGGAACUGCUGCAAGUAACAUACUGUAGAAGAUGUUUGCAUAAUAUUUUACUACAGGAUGACUGUAGUAUGGUGUGUAGUGCAGUAAGUUUGGUACUAUGCCUUUUUCUAAGAAUUAUAAAGCAAAGAGACAGUUUUCAGCACUUAAAAGCCUAUACCACAUUUUACUGCUUCAGUUAAAGCUACUGUACCUGUAACAAGCAAUGCUAAGGAUUUAUGGUAUUUAACUGGAUACAGCCAAUGAAAGCAGUGGCAUAAUGAUAGUUCUGAAAAAGGUGAACAACAUGACUUUGAACGUAAAGUGUGUCUGAUACUCACAAAGCACAAGUAAAAGGAAUGAAAAAAGCUGUAACAUCAUUUUUAUGUACUAGUAUACCAAAUGAUACUGAUUUGGUGAUCAAGAUUAGAUAAGUAUAGCAUUUCAUGUAGAUAAAGCUACCUACAAUGCAUAUUUAUAUUUGUGUGUACAUAUACUCCAUGACUUGUGUACCUAUGAUAUAUUGAACUAUUCAGUAAGAUACCAGGUAUGUGCUUAGGACGCUCACGUAUGAAACUCAGCAUCCUGUAUUGUAUUAAGCACAUUCUGUAGACAUCACAAAUGAAAAACUACUGUAUAUUUCCACACACGUUUCAUAUUUGUUCCUUUUCAGUUCUAGUGAUUUCCUGCUUUUAAAACACACACAGUGAAGAUCUUACACCUUUACCAUUUUUAAAUACAAUAGUUUUUUUCCAUCUAAGUUUUUGACAUACCCAGAAGAAAAAACAAAAACAAAAAAACCCCACAUCUUCCAUACAGUUCAUUUGCAGACCUGAUGAAAGAGGAAUUGUGGCCUGGUAUAAUUAAAAGGUCUUUCAGGAUCAUUUUAAAAACCUUAGUGUCAGGUAAGGUUAAAAUAGGGAAUGUCUCCUCAGUAACAUGCAAACAAGAUGCUAUUUAAGAAAGGGAGUGAUUGUAUAAAACGCUGAAGUGAGUAUUAUACCCUGAAAAAUAAUAGGCAAAAAGUGCAAUGAGUUAGAGACUCUUUCUUACAGCCUCAUAGUGAACUUAUUAGUUGAACAGUUUCAAGAUAUUUCUUUUUUAUAUUUCAUUAACACCUCCACUCAAGCUUUAGAGCUUUUGAAUGUAUAUGAUGGUUUCCUGCAUAUUUAAAUCCUUGCUGAGCUCUCUUUCUUGGACCUUGUUUUGAAACAGUUCUUUUCUGCUUUACAGAUGGUCAGAGAUUACCACAAAGUUCUAACUAGAUUUAUACAGGAAUAAAAUAUUACUUUCACUGAUAAUGUAAUUUUAGAUUUGAAUUCAAUUGUUUUUCAAUUCCAUGUUUCCUCACAGGUUAAAACAAGAUGGCAAAUUACUAUUAAUUAUAAGUAACUACUGAAUAUAUAAUAUUACCAGUUUAGGAAUGCACAUGAAACAAAUAUAAAAAAUGGUAAAAGAAUAAGAGCUAAUAGGACACUGGGUCUGGAAAGGGAGUGAGCAGGAGCUAGCCUGUCCCUCCUAGAUCAUCUUCACAUCCAGCCUAUAUUGUUGCUAUCUGUUGGCUAUGUAAUGGUUCAGAAUAAGUGAAUUUGUGAUGUUGGUCCACUUUCUAGUUGAGCAGAAACCAUAACCAAAUUAUCAUCACAACACACAUUGUGCUUUGGUUGGCAAUCUCAGCAGAGGCACCAAAGAUUGAAUGGGCCAGGUAAGUGAGCUAUUUUCUCACCAGUAGGGAUAGCUGUUCCAUAUACAAGGUCCAGGCAUAUGGGUGAGAAGGUAGAAGUGCCACUCACUGCCAGCUAUAUUUCUUGAUUUAUUUUUUUUUACAACAAAGCCUAACUAACAAAAGUGAAUUCAGGGUUGUGGUGCCCAACUUGAUGGGCCUUGGGCCUGUUUUUCAGGAGUGCUGUGCAUUCACAGCUCUUCUGGACUUCAGCACAAGUUGUGAGGGUUCAGCAUUUUUUAAACCAGAUCCAAAGGAUGUCAAGUCAGGGAACAAGGUUCCCAAUAUUAAUGGCUACUUUUGAAGUAUUUGUUCCAGUACAUAGAGCCUCAGUCUCUGGUGCCAACAGUCCCCAUGCUGCUUUCAGAAUCUUUUAUGUUUACAUUAUAACCUUCUGAAAAGGAAAAUAAUUGGAUAUUUUUUGCACUUGAACUAAUGCUGUUUAUGGUUGGUUUGUGUUUUGUUUUCCUAAAAAGCACUGGGUCAACUUCUACCCCUAUCUACAACUCUGGAGUCUCCUAUUAUUUCAGGGUAUAAAUGAAAAGCAGAUUUUGAUCCUAGAUGUUCAAUCAAAGCUUUAUAUCAAUUGUUAUAUUGAGAUACAUAUGGACACCAAGCUACUGUGCAGUUCUAGAAAACUUACUUAUCAUUUCCUGAGUAUUUUACAGUUAUUCAGUAAUUAAAUGUGACCCAAAAAAACCCCAAACCUGCACAGGUUUAGAUUGAAUGAAUCCUACUUUAUUAAGUAAUAAGUCCAAGAGCUAUCAUGUUACCUAUAUUCUUUGCAUUGUUGGAAGACAAGAAUAGCAGCACGUUUAUCCUGUAAGUACAUAGCAUGUAAUGAAUACUGAGUUACCAGUGGCAGAAUUAUAUUUGUUAGUAUUACUGAUGGCAGUAAAAUCUCACAGCUUUACAGAUCCUUAGAAUGAGGUGAUCCAACCCCAAGAAGCUAUCUAUGUAAAUUAAACGCAAAGAAUACAGACCAAACAUGCAGCCUGUCUCUCUUCACCCUUGCUCCAACUUUUACACCAGUAUAACUUCACUGAAUUUCACUGUAGCCUUUCCUAACUUACAUCAUAAUAAGCAGGAGAAGAAUAGCACCAUGAUAGGCAAGAUGAAGGUCAAGUGACACACUGUUUUAAAGAAUGAGUGUUCUGCACUUUGACAGCAAUGAGGAAGGAGAAGGAGGAGGAAGUGUUAUUGAAAGAUUUUUCCCUGUAGAGAUGUUUAAGAGGGUUAUGAAUGAAGUAUCAACCCUUGGUCAUUCAAAAGAAGUUGUGGUAAUGUCCCACAAUAGGAGACAGGCCAGUGCACAUGGAUUUCUUCUAAGAUUCAGCAGUCAAAUUACACCACUCAUCUUUCACUGUCUUGUUACUAGCUAAGGCUCAGAUUCUAAUCUCUCUCAGCAGCAUACACUAAACAUUGAAAUUAAUGUAGUUACUGUGAAUGUAUAUGGCAUAAAUGAGAUCAGUCUAGUGCUAAACUGUCAAGUCACUGUUAUUUUCACCUCUUGUUAACAGCUACAGAAUAUUUCUGCUCUGCAUAUACUAAGCCCAUAAUAGGAAGCUUGUGUGCAAACAUUUUAAUACUAAUAACUAAUAUUCUGACUGGGCUUUUGUCACAAUGAAAACUUUGUAGAGAAAGACACAAUGUAUUGCAUUUGUGCUGGUGACAUUGAAGAACUGAGAAAAACUGGUUCAUGUAAGCAGCUGAGGUCAACAAUUAGUUAGCACUGACCACACAUGAUGUAAUUUGAAGAGUUUAGAUCCCAUGAAGAAUGCCACUGUGUAAAAACACGGUGUCAAGAAGCAUUAGAGAUUCUAUGACUGUGUUUUCUUUGUAAAUGGUUUGCUUGAUGUCAUUUUUUGAUCCAACUGAGCAGUAACUUAUUUGACUUUGCACUAAAAAUAUAUUCUGCCUUGUUUAGCAAAGGCUACAACAACAAAAAGACCCAUGCCAAAAUUUUCACAUUAGUCAUUAUCUUUUACCUGUCCAUUUAAUAACUACAAUGCUAAGUAGAACUUUUCACCAAUGAAAUAUGGGAACCCUAAAACUGUAUUCUAAAAUAACUGAAUAUUUUAAAAUUUAUCCUGUUUUUAACUUUAUUUAGCUUCCAAUUCCUUCCCAGUCUUGUAGCUUCACAUACGUUCAAACUAACACACAGGCUAUUUCAGAGAGAAAUGCAAGUGGCAACAUUUUUCUUCAAAAUUCUGGAAAGCUGAAGUGUUGCACCUUUUCUUCAAAGACAUUAAACAUGCAGACCCAAUUCUCAGCAGCCUGCAGGCAAAAUGUGCCAUGACUGCAAAAGAACUUUUACUACAGGACAACAGGAUUCAGCUCUCUUGCUUCGAAAGCAAAUAAAAAGUAUACCUUUUGAAUGUCUGAUGUAUGUAACUGUAGAGGGAAAAAUAUAGUACACGCUUGGAAAAAUAAGCCAGUAUAUGCAGGCUUUCACUGAGUACUAUUUAAACAGUUGCUAGUUCUGUGUAUAGUGACAAAAGCACUGCCAAAAAACCCACAAAAUCCACAUAACUCCUUAAGAACCUGCUAUUAAUACUAGAAGGAUUAAAACAUUAGUCUCCAGAAAGUGAUUUCUUUUAUCUACUAAAACUGUACCUAAGCAAACAUGUGAAGCAAAGCCUAAUAAAACAUUUAAUUGUUAAAUACUGGACAAGUCAUUCAGUGUCAUCUUACUAUUUUAAAUAUAAAAAUAUUAACUUUGAGCCUUAACACUGUAUUUUUUCUUGAUUAAAUUGGAGUCUCUAUUUUUGUUCCAAAGUCAUCCUUAAUGGGAGAAAAGGGGUUAAUUAAAGUUCUAAUAUAUAUUUUAAGUGCAUAUGGAAGAUAUAAACACCUGACUGUUUAAUAAUGUAUGCCCCUCACCUCACCAAAACUUAAAUAAAUGCUUUGGAGUUGAAUACCAGAGUGUCUGGCAUGUCUGCAGAGAUUUAUUUGCAACUGGGCUCCUCAGGACUCGUCUUAUAGAACAGUUGAUGAAGUCAAUUGAAGGUCCACAGAGAGAGCUCCUAAAGAAUCAGGCCCUAAAUAACUUAGAGGAAAAUUUGACCAUGUUACUUGUCAAGUGUAUAUUAACUGUGUUUCCAGUAAGCAACAGUUAUAAAAUAUAGAAGCAAUCUUUAAAAAAAAUUGAUAUAGCUAUUUCAACUGAAGUGAAUAUGCUAAAUAUGCUUGUGUUUCACUUUGUGCUCUUGCUCUUUUAGCGAAAUUCUCUUCCGCUCCACCAGGUUUUGAAUGACGAGGUGUAGACAGGGGAACCAGUGCAGGAUUAGAGAGGAUAGAACUAUCCUUCUCACUGGCUCAGUUCUGUAAGGUGCUAAGCAUUCUGGUCCCACUCAAGGCAAGCAGUUAAGUAUAUAUCUAAUUUUAAGUAAGGGUAGUCCCAGGAGAAGUCUGUGGGACAACCUGCAUGCUUAAAAUUAACAAACUUGGCUAGAUCCUCAGAAUGUUCCGCAUUUACAAGAUCGAGUUACAAGCCAAAGUCACAGAUCCAGCCUGUAACCACUACAGCAACCUAUGGAUUGCAGUAGCCACUGAUAUCCACUUUGCUCAGAAGGUUUGAGUCAGGUGAGCCAUGCAGAUGGUAGAUCUGCUAGCCUUGUUAAUCAUUCAGCCUAUAUUUAGCUCCCCUGAGAAUGCCUAGCAAGUGGGCCACUGUAAAGUUUGGGAAAAUGUUAUGUAGCGGCUUCCAAAAUGUCUUUGUACAGUUUUUGUUAAAAAGGGCAUUUUGGACAUGCCAAGUCCUGGUUGUGUUUGGGGCAGUGAGCAUGGGCAAGUGGAAUGAAAGCUAGUCAAACAUGCAAUUCACAUACUGAGGGUUUCAGACUAUUUUGCUCUUCUUCCGCAUGUGAGUUUUUACUGUGAAUGAUUCAGCACACUUCUGUGAAGGGGUCCAGUAUCAGACUUUGCAAUUAAUUUAAAAUGAGCCAUGUGUAUAAAUAAGGACAAGGAUGUACUCCACUUCAUGCAACAGUCCUGAUUUUGCUUUCUUAUAUACCCAUAUUUCUCAGUCACUGCAUAACUUGACUUCAGUUGGUUUCUGUGACUGUUAGUUAAGAAGCUGUAUUCUCAGAUAUAGUUCCAUAAGCAAAGAAGUGGCUCUCAUAUGUUUCAUAACAUCUGCUGGAAGUACUAGACAGCUGCAGAAAAUCCUGUGAGAUUAACACUCUG
Alligator mississippiensis (American alligator) is the source of this 10067-nucleotide messenger RNA. RefSeq names its product myopalladin (gene MYPN). The transcript has 19 exons. The record is from RefSeq and is a predicted model, not a curated record. NCBI's taxonomy places the organism in Eukaryota, Metazoa, Chordata, Crocodylia, Alligatoridae. The coding region runs from base 56 to 4063 and encodes 1335 amino acids.